GCCUUGUUCUACUCUUCGCUGUGCCGUCUGCGCUAUCUUCUCCGGCACCGCUACUGUACACUUUCCCUCUACUAUAAAUGCCCCCAACUUCUCUGUACUCCUUCAUCUCUCUCUCUCUCUCUCAAUCUUCCAGUUUCGUCUUGGUUAUGCUUGGUUGUGGUAAUAUUUGAAGAUGGAAACUGUGCUAACAUUUCUCUUUGCACUGCUAUUCCUAAGUGGCUGGAUGGCAGUGGGAGGAGUAGAUCAUCUCAAGUAUAAAGACCCAAGACAACCUUUGAAUGUUAGAGUAAAUGAUCUUUUAAGCAGGAUGACUUUUGCUGAGAAGAUAGGUCAAAUGGCUCAAAUUGCCAGGGAAAACGCAACAGCACAAGUUAUGGCAGAGCGCUUUAUAGGUAGUGUCUUGAGUGGAGGAGGAAGUGUGCCUGCUCCAAAGGCAUCUGUGAAGCUUUGGGUGGAUAUGGUAAAUGAGAUACAGAAGGGGGCUCUUUCUACUCGUUUAGGGAUUCCAAUGAUAUAUGGUAUUGAUGCAAUUCAUGGCCACAAUAAUGUCUAUAAGGCUACGAUAUUUCCACAUAAUGUUGGACUUGGAGCUACCAGGGAUCCAGCACUCGUGAAGAGAAUUGGUGCGGCAACUGCUCUUGAAGUUAGAGCAACAGGCAUUCCAUAUGUCUUCGCUCCAUGCGUUGCGGUUUGUAGAGAUCCAAGAUGGGGCCGUUGCUAUGAAAGCUACAGUGAAGAUCCACAUGUUGUGCAGAUGAUGACUGAGAUUAUCUCCGGUUUACAAGGAGAGAUUCUUUCAGAUUCACGCAAAGGAGCCCCUUUUGUUGGAGGAAAAACAAAAGUUGCAGCUUGUGCUAAGCAUUUUGUUGGUGAUGGUGGAACACACUUGGGAAUAGAUGAGAACAAUACAAUUACGAAUUUCCAUGGGCUUCUUAGUACCCACAUGCCUCCUUAUUACAAUGCAAUCAUCAAAGGUGUUUCUACUGUGAUGGUCUCCUACUCAAGUUGGAAUGGCGUCAAAAUGCAUGAGAACCAUUACCUCUUAACUGAUUUCCUGAAAAACAAGUUGCGUUUCAGGGGAUUUUUAAUAUCAGAUUGGGAAGGCAUUGAUAGGAUAACCACGCCUGCUCAUGCCAAUUACACUUUCUCUAUCCAGGCCGGAAUUCUAGCAGGAAUUGACAUGAUAAUGAUUCCAUUUGACUAUCCUGAAUUCUUCGAAGACUUGACCACUCUUGUAAAUAAAAACAUCAUUCCAAUGAGCAGAAUUGAUGAUGCUGUUCGAAGAAUUCUUCGGGUUAAGUUCACAGUAGGCCUCUUUGAGAACCCAUAUGCAGACCUUAGCUUGGAGGCUGAGCUCGGAAAGAAGGAACACAGGGAACUGGCCAGGGAAGCUGUGAGGAAGUCACUAGUGUUGCUGAAAAAUGGAAAGAGCUAUGUUAAGCCAUUGCUUCCCCUACCUAAGAAGGCUAAGAAAAUUUUAGUUGCAGGUAGCCAUGCUGAUAACUUGGGUUAUCAAUGUGGAGGUUGGACUAUUGAGUGGCAAGGACUUGGUGGAAACAAUCUUACAACAGGAACGACGGUGCUCGAUGCAAUCAGAUCCUCGGUCAACUACAACACUGAGAUUGUGUAUUCUGAGAAUCCAGAUUCUUCUAAUCUCAGCAACAAUGAAUUCUCAUAUGCCAUUGUGGUUGUUGGGGAGGUUCCUUAUGCAGAGACUUUUGGUGACAACAUGAACCUUACCAUCCCUGCUCCAGGGCCACAUAUAAUACAUAAUGUGUGUGAAAAGAUCAAAUGUGUGGUGAUUAUUAUAUCUGGAAGGCCUCUUGUGAUAGAACCAUAUGUCGAAAUGAUCGAUGCGCUCGUAGCUGCAUGGUUACCGGGCACUGAAGCGAAGGGCAUCGCUGAUGUUUUGUUUGGAGACUACGGGUUCUCCGGCGUCCUCCCGAGGACUUGGUUCAGGUCUGUUGAUCAGCUUCCAAUGAAUGUUGGUGACCCACAUUAUGACCCCCUCUAUCCUUUUGGUUUUGGGCUCAAGACAGAGCCGACAAACAGUAAUAACUAGCCGGAGGGGUCUGCUUGGCAAAGGUGACGAGGAAUUCUUAGUAGAAUUGUGGCUUUAUUUGAAAAUUGGUGAGGCUCUUGAGGAAUUCACAGGCAGGAGAGGCAUGUUUGUAUGUUUUAUUAUCUAUUUUAAUGAAAUUUGAUCUAGGGAUUCAUGCCACAAACCAACCUUUCACUAUGGAUUAGUUAAUUCAAUCGCCUUUCAACAAA
This is a messenger RNA of Dendrobium catenatum, 2271 nucleotides long. RefSeq names its product beta-glucosidase BoGH3B-like. The transcript has 10 exons. Gene Ontology annotation, molecular function: beta-glucosidase activity. NCBI's taxonomy places the organism in Eukaryota, Viridiplantae, Streptophyta, Magnoliopsida, Asparagales, Orchidaceae. Gene Ontology annotation, biological process: glucan catabolic process. The record is from RefSeq and is a predicted model, not a curated record. Bases 173 to 2062 code for a protein of 629 amino acids.